GGAGGAGAUCCGCGCGACACGGAGGAGGUGCGAACAUGGCGGCCCUGGUGCAGAUGGCCUGUUGGUUCCACGGCCGGCUAGCGGUGCGGGCCGGCGGCGUCAGGCCGCUCAUCCCCGGCCUGGUCCCGGCGCACUUCAGGAGCUUCUCCCUGAGGAGGGACCCGGAGGAGCCGGAGGAGCUGGAGGAGAACCCGUUCUACUGCCGCUACCGGGAGAAGAUCCAGAGGGCACGGAGAGCCAACCCGGAGGAGUCCCAGACGCGGGCGGAGCUGCGGGUGGAGCAGAGACAUGAGUCCAGGGUGGAGCAGCUGGGCGCCAGCCAGGCGGAGUUCGUCAGGAGGAUGGAAGAGGAGCUUGAGAAGAGAGACCAUCUGGCGGCUAGCGGAAGAGAGACGGGAGGGUUCACUAAAGACAAGACGCUGGCGUCCAUCUUAGACAUGGACCUGGUCCAGGACAAGACCGGAAAGGAGAUCUCAGAGCUCUGGAUGAGGUUCUACUCCACCAAGGACACCAUCAGCGCCGUCAUAUCGACGGAGACGUUUGGACUCAUGUUCAGCAGAGCGGAGGCCUGUCCCAGGUUCCUGUUUGCUCUGCCCCAGGCGGAGGGAUACGAGUUCUUCCUGGGGGAGUGGUCCGGUCACCAGCUGCACUUCACCUCCCUGAUCAAUGCUCAGGUGCUGGGGGGGCGGGCCCCCAGCCAGCUGGUCCUCUAUCACUUCCCUGAGCUGCAGGAAAGGGGCGUCGUCCUAAUGACCGCCGAGAGGGACCCCAAGGCCAUGACUGUGCAUCAGGCCCAGUGUCUGGCCAAUCAGGUGCAGCUGUUCUACGGGAGCCCGCGGCCGGAGACGUUCCGAUUGGUGGAGAGCUUUAACCACGCCCCUGCCGGCUUCCAGCACAUGGCGGUGAUAGAGGAGCUGGAGGAGAGCGGGCUGGGGGGGGGGGGGGGGGGGAGACUAGGGGGGAGAGACUAGGGGAGGGAGGGAGGGAGAGACUAGGGGAGAAAGGGAGGGAGAGACUAGGGGAGGGAGACCUGAUGACUGAGAGAGAGACUACGACAGAGGGACAGAGGGAAUAAGAGCGUGUGAGAGACGUCUCUCAGGCAGUCACGUCCCGUCCAGCUGAGCUCUGCCGCCCCCCAGUGGCCGCGGUGCUGAACUGCAGCGACCUCCACAGGAAGAGGAGGUUCUUCUGGUGUUCUGCUUCUUUUGGUUCAGUGUGAAAUAAAAAUAAAGCCUACCUUCAA
Gadus macrocephalus (Pacific cod) is the source of this 1243-nucleotide messenger RNA. It is a transcript of the gene atpaf1, whose product is annotated as ATP synthase mitochondrial F1 complex assembly factor 1. Gene Ontology annotation, biological process: mitochondrial proton-transporting ATP synthase complex assembly. The coding region runs from base 36 to 971 and encodes 311 amino acids. The record is from RefSeq and is a predicted model, not a curated record. The transcript has 9 exons. Gene Ontology annotation, cellular component: mitochondrion. NCBI's taxonomy places the organism in Eukaryota, Metazoa, Chordata, Actinopteri, Gadiformes, Gadidae.